Acanthaster planci (crown-of-thorns starfish) is the source of this 832-nucleotide messenger RNA. Its product is annotated as migration and invasion enhancer 1-like. NCBI's taxonomy places the organism in Eukaryota, Metazoa, Echinodermata, Asteroidea, Valvatida, Acanthasteridae. The record is from RefSeq and is a predicted model, not a curated record.
ACGGACUUAAAGCAAGUCUAGUCCGGUCGGUCAGCCAGUUCACUUCCGUGAUGACAUAAAAAGUGAGCUCUCCGGUUUGAAAAAAGUACUGGAAUCUGGGCACAAUGACAACGAAGAAGGUGGAGAUUGAGUAUUGUGGUGGAUGAGGCUACCAUUCCCGCUUCAUGGAUUUGAAGAUUGACAUCCAGUCUGCAGAUCCUGAAGUGGCCGUUGAUGGUAGCGUGGGCCGGAGGACUUCAUUUGAAAUUACUCUGAAUGGUCAGCUGCUCUACUCCAAGCUGGAAGUUGGGCGGUUUCCUGUCCAUGCAGAGAUUGUGGAUGCCAUCAUGAAAUACAGUGGAGAGGGCGAUAUAAAAGCUGCCAAUGGUGGACCAAAAAAUAAGUCAAAGUCUGAGUGUGUUGUUCUGUAAAACAUUUACCUGUCAAAUGGAAUAAGAUUGCCGUAACCAGUGGCUACUGAAAUGUAAUGAAUGUGGAUUUGUCACCUGGCUCUCAAAUUUUCUUCUGUGGUUUAAUUGAACUUGAAUUUCAUUUCAUUUAUUAUUUCUGAAGGCAUAAACAAAUACAGAACGUACAAGACACCAAUACAACUGCAAUGGCAACAGCCUUGAUGGAUUACCAAGUGCGAACUUAAUCACAAUCGAGUGGCUCUCCAAAUGUUAGCAUCCUACAAAAACAGUUUAAAUACACGAUGUGUACAACUAAAAAAGAAGAGUGAAAACACAAUGGCCACACACCAUGUCACAUCUUUAGAGAGAAUGAAAAAACCCUACAUCUGAAACAACAGGCCCAAGCCCCGCAAUCACCCAGAUCCAUCCAAGGAAAAAAAAAA